Molecule: messenger RNA, 1541 nt
Organism: Helianthus annuus (common sunflower)
Lineage: Eukaryota; Viridiplantae; Streptophyta; Magnoliopsida; Asterales; Asteraceae
Product: probable mitochondrial saccharopine dehydrogenase-like oxidoreductase At5g39410
Exons: 2
Coding region: 81-1295 (404 amino acids)
Biological process (GO): glycolipid biosynthetic process
Cellular component (GO): mitochondrion; plasma membrane; lipid droplet
Source: RefSeq, a predicted model, not a curated record
CAACCAAUUCACCGUUGCUUCUUUCUUGGUUAACUUAUCUUACAAAACACAAACGUAAAAAGAAGUUAACAUUUCGCAAUAUGGCAGAAGUUCAACAACCCGCUUACGACAUGAUCAUCUUUGGAGAAACUGGUUUUGCAGGCAAGUAUAUAAUCCGAGAAGCCCUCAAGUUUCUCGGUACACAAAGCUCGCCCUUAAAAACUUUGGCAUUAGCCGGUCGAAGCUAUUCGAAACUCUCUGAGGCCCUAAAAUGGGCUUCCAAUUCGACAUCUCACUCUACCAUCCCCCUCCUCAUCGCUGACACAUCUGACCCACACUCUCUCCUACACAUGGCCUCACAAGCUAAGCUCGUGCUCAACUGUGUUGGCCCUUUUCUCCUGCAUGGUGACCCUGUGGUUGCUGCAUGUGUCGAAGCGGGCUGCGAUUACUUGGAUAUUUGUGCUGAAACGGAGUUUAUGGAGACUAUGGAAGUUGUUUACCAUGAGAAGGCGGUUAAGAAGGGUAGUUUGGUGGUUUCGGCUUGUGGGUUUGAUUCGAUUCCGGCUGAAUUGGGGUACUUGUUCAACUCCAGGCAGUGGGUUUCUCCGGCUGUGCCGAAUCAGGUUGAAACUUACUUGAGUCUUGAAUCAGAAAAAAAGGUGGUGGUUAAUUUUGGGACGCUUGAGAGUUUGGUUUGGAGAGAAGUUUAUGAUAAUAAGUUGGUGGAGUUGCAUGGGCCAAGACCGAAAAGGACACUACCACAAAUACCUGGUUCUGAAGGAUCACUCAUAGAGCAUCAAAAAAAGAUCGGACUUUGGGCCAUGAAACUCCCAUCCGCUGAUGCCACUGUUGUUAGAAGAACCCUCUCCAUGCUUAUAGAUAACCCCACUGGUCUUCAAGGAGUCGAUGAAACUCCAAAACAAGCAGAGAAACGUGUUGCUUAUUGGUCGAAAAUCAAACUUGUUCAUUUUGGAGUAAAGAUUGCCACUAAGAGUCUUAUAGGAAUCCUCAUUAUCAUUGCAUCUGGGUUGUCAAUUGGGCUGUUAGGAAGGUUCACUAUCUCGAAGUGGCUCUUGAUAAAUUUCCCAUCGGUUUUCAGUCUAGGGGUUUUCAGGAAGAAUAGUCCAACUGAGGACGAAAUAGUCAGUGCAAGCUUUAAGAUGUGGUUCGUGAGCUGUGGGUCAAGUGGUGCGAACAAAAAGCUUGAUACAGAGAUUAUAACGAGAGUUAUGGGGCCGGAUAUUGCGUACGUGACAACUUCGAUUAUUUUUGUUCAAUGUGCACUCACUAUUUUGAGGCAACGAGGAGAUCUGUAGAAAGGUGGUGUCUUUCCUCCAGGGUUUGUUUUCGGUCCAACUGAUCUUCAAGAUCGACUUCAGGAGAAUGGGGUUUCGUUUGAUGUGAUUUCAAAGGGUGACAUCUCUACGUAAAUCGAUAUAAUUCACACGGGAGGUUAAAGAUAAAGAGUUUGAUGUUGUAGUAAUUAAAUGAAUAAAUGUUUAGGUUAUACCUCUUUACGAUGUUUAAAAGUUAUAACAUGAAAAAGGAAUUUAUCUAUACUA